GCUUUCAUUUCGCGGUACAGUUUGGUUUCUGCUCUGCUGAGAAGAUGUCUGGACGUGGAAAGGGAGGGAAAGGCUUGGGAAAGGGGGGAGCCAAGCGGCACCGCAAAGUGCUUCGCGAUAACAUCCAGGGCAUCACCAAGCCUGCUAUCCGCCGCUUGGCUCGCCGUGGAGGCGUGAAGCGUAUUUCUGGCUUGAUCUACGAAGAGACCCGAGGCGUCCUGAAAGUCUUUCUGGAGAACGUGAUUCGCGAUGCUGUGACCUACACUGAGCACGCCAAGAGGAAGACCGUGACUGCCAUGGACGUCGUCUAUGCUCUGAAGCGCCAGGGCCGUACUCUCUACGGUUUUGGUGGCCACCAGCACAAGCGGAGAGCGGAGACGAUCAUGUCGGAGACUGUUCCCGAAGCACCGGUGGCCGCGGCGCCCGCCGCCAAGGCGCCUGCCAAGAAAGCCAAGAAGCCCGCGGGAGCCGCCAAGCCGCGCAAGGCGUCUGGCCCCAGCGUGACGGAGCUGCUGACCAAGGCGGUGGCCGCGUCCAAGGAGCGCAACGGGGUGUCCCUGGCGGCGCUCAAGAAGGCGCUGGCGGCCGCCGGCUACGACGUGGACAAGAACAACAGCCGCAUCAAGCUGGGCCUCAAGAGCCUCGUGAGCAAAGGCACCUUGGUGCAGACCAAAGGCACGGGCGCCUCGGGCUCCUUCAAGCUCAACAAGAAACAGCUGCACGAGACCACCAAGGACAAGGCUGCGACCGGGGCCAAGAAGAAGAAGCCGGCAGCGGCCGCCGUCCGCAGCAAGAAGGUGGCGCCCAAGAAGCCCGCUUCCGGCUCGGCCAAGAAGCCCAAGAAGCCGGCCGCCAAGAAGAGCCCCAAGAAGGCGGCGGGCGCCAAGAAGCCGGCAGCGGGCGCCAAGAAAGCGGCGGCCAAGAGCCCCAAGAAGGCCAAGGCCGCCAAGCCCAAGAAGGCGGCGGCCAAGAGCCCCGCCAAGGCAAAGGCCGUCAAGGCCAAGGCCAAAGCGAAGCCAAAGACGCCCAAGGCCAGAGUGGCCAAGCCCAAGAAGGCUGCGCCCAAGAAGAAGCGAGGUUUGUCUUGUUUGUUUGCUGCUGGCGAGAGAAUGGCUCGGACCAAGCAGACCGCCCGUAAGUCCACCGGUGGCAAAGCGCCGCGGAAGCAGCUGGCCACGAAGGCUGCGCGUAAAAGCGCUCCGGCCACGGGUGGCGUGAAGAAGCCUCACCGCUACCGUCCGGGCACGGUGGCGCUGCGCGAGAUCCGGCGGUACCAGAAGUCUACUGAGCUUCUGAUCCGCAAGCUGCCCUUCCAGCGCCUGGUGCGCGAGAUCGCGCAGGACUUCAAGACGGACCUUCGCUUCCAGAGCUCUGCGGUGAUGGCUCUUCAGGAGGCGAGCGAGGCUUACCUGGUGGGUCUGUUCGAAGACACGAACCUGUGCGCCAUCCACGCCAAGCGGGUCACCAUCAUGCCCAAAGACAUCCAGCUCGCCAGGCGCAUCCGCGGGGAAAGAGCGUGAAGCAGCACCUGCUACUUCGUUGCCCCCCCCGCACCCGCUUGCACCUC
Molecule: messenger RNA, 1567 nt
Organism: Zootoca vivipara (common lizard)
Lineage: Eukaryota; Metazoa; Chordata; Lepidosauria; Squamata; Lacertidae
Product: histone H3
Cellular component (GO): nucleosome
Molecular function (GO): DNA binding; protein heterodimerization activity; structural constituent of chromatin
Source: RefSeq, a predicted model, not a curated record